Molecule: messenger RNA, 1516 nt
Organism: Chrysochloris asiatica (Cape golden mole)
Lineage: Eukaryota; Metazoa; Chordata; Mammalia; Afrosoricida; Chrysochloridae
Gene: SLC25A27
Product: solute carrier family 25, member 27
Exons: 9
Coding region: 24-992 (322 amino acids)
Biological process (GO): response to cold
Source: RefSeq, a predicted model, not a curated record
UUGUCUUCCUGUCCAGCUGCUGAAUGUCUGUCCCGGAGGAUGAGAAGCUUUUGCCGCUCGUCCAGAGAUGGCCCCGAGCGAGCAAGUUCCUACUGUCCGGCUGCGCAGCUACCGUGGCCGAGCUAGCAACCUUUCCUCUUGAUCUCACAAAAACUCGACUCCAAAUGCAAGGAGAAGCUGCUCUCGCUCGGUUGGGAGAACGUGCCAGGGAAUCUGCCCCCUAUAGGGGCAUGGUGCGCACAGCCCUAGGGAUCAUCCAAGAGGAGGGCUUUCUAAGGCUUUGGCAAGGAGUGACACCCGCCAUUUACAGACACGUAGUGUAUUCGGGAGGUCGAAUGGUCACAUAUGAACAUCUCCGUGAGGUUGUGCUUGGCAAAAGUGAAGAUAAGCAUUAUCCCCUUUGGAAAUCAGUCAUUGGUGGGAUGAUGGCUGGUGUUUUCGGCCAAUUUUUAGCUAACCCAACUGACCUAGUGAAGGUUCAGAUGCAAAUGGAAGGAAAGAGAAAACUUGAAGGCAAACCGCUGCGAUUUCGUGGCGUACAUCAUGCAUUUGCAAAAAUCUUAGCAGAAGGAGGAAUACGUGGCCUUUGGGCAGGCUGGGUGCCCAAUAUACAAAGAGCAGCAUUGGUGAAUAUGGGAGAUUUAACCACUUAUGAUACAGUGAAACACUACUUGGUAUUGAAUACACCACUGGAGGAAAAUAUCGUGACUCACAGUUUAUCAAGUUUAUGUUCUGGACUGGUAGCUUCUAUUCUGGGAACACCAGCUGAUGUCAUCAAAAGCCGAAUAAUGAAUCAACCAAGAGAUAAACAAGGAAGGGGACUUUUGUAUAAAUCAUCUACUGAUUGCUUGAUUCAGGCAGUUAAAGGUGAAGGAUUCAUGAGUCUCUAUAAAGGCUUUUUACCAUCUUGGCUGCGAAUGACUCCCUGGUCACUGGUGUUUUGGCUUACUUAUGAAAAAAUCCGAGAGAUGAGUGGAGUCAACCCAUUUUAAGUCCUUAAAGAUUCAGACCAGUAACACAGUAUUCAGUAUCAUUGAAAAGUGGACAUCGGCAACACACACCUCCUAUGAUUUCUACCUCUUUAGGAAGACUUUAUUCCACAAAGACUGUGAUUUAUAGGGGGCAGCACUUUGUUUUUCUCUGGAGAUCCAAUAUCUCUUUGAUUCCUCUUUUUAACUAUCUGGUCAGAUUCACAAGGCCACUCAAUGAGACCCAGCCUAGCCUUUUCUGAAAUAAAAUACAAAUCUGGCCACUUUCAUCUUCAAGGUCUGACCUUUGAGAUGCUAUUCUGUACUGAAGAGCCUUAUAAAAAGAAUGGAAGCAGCAUCUCAGACCUGAAGCAGACCAUAGGGAUGUGGAAGAUUACAUGCGUAGUAUUUAAGAAACAUAUUUAACCUGUUAGGUUCGUAUUUACAAUUGAAUGACUCAUGUUCCUGUUGUUAAAGUGCACAUCUUGUAACUUAAAGGGCGGUGAAUGAAACUUUGGGAAUUAACAUUUUGAGUUUCUCUAGUGUUG